UUCAGUUCUGUACGCGGAAGAAUGCAGUCGUAUUUUAUUAAUUUACUAUCCAAAAUCUAAUCCAAUUUUUGAUCUUGGUAAAUGCCAUGAGAAAUGUUAAUGAUCAUCUAAUCAAGGCAUAUUCAGUGUUUAUUAAUAGAAACGGAACGUAUCCUGUUUAUGAGUCAUCAGUAAGCGGAAAAUAACGGAAAGAAACUAAACAUCCUAAAACUAGCCUAAGCAAAACGUGAAAUCAAGCAUUUUGCUAUACGUAUAUAAAUCAUAAAAAUGAGUGAACACGAAGACUUGGAAGACGGAGAGAUCGAAGAUGAUGACGAAGAUGAAGUCCAAGUUCUGCCAGAGAAUGAAUCGAAUAUCAUUCCUGCAGUGAAUGUUUCAGCUCAACCCUUGGAAGAAUGGGAUGAAGACGAAAAGCUUCAUGAACCUAGUGAUAAGUCUGAAAAUGUCAAAAAAAUACUCGAUUCUAAAGCGCGACAUACCGAUGAUGUGGCUGCCCCUAAAAAUCUAAAACGAAGCAAACCAGCGCCGGUAGUUGAUGACUGGGCUACCAGUGUGGAAAAUGCCAUCGCAAGCGCAUUAAAAAAAGACGGCGUUCAACCUCCGAUGCCAUCAAUUAGCAAUCGUCACGAAGAAAACGAAGGAGAAACGCCUGCAAAACGAAAGAAACGAGACAAACAGAGGAAAAAAACAGUUCCAGAAAAGACGGAAGAAAUGGCUGAAAUUGAUCUUGAAUACGAAAUGAUGAACAUACGAGGUGGUAGUCCACGGCCGGUUCAGCAUGCCGAUCGAAGUGAUUCUGCAGAUAGCUACAGCUCAGACGAUUCUCGUGAACGCGAACGGGAGCGAGGUCGAGAACGACGAGACCGUGAUCGAGAGCGCGACCGUGAGUACAGCCGUCGUAAACGCAAAAAUCGUCCUAGGAACAGAGGGAAUCGGGAUAAUCGAAAACGCAAACGUGAUGAUUCCGAUGAUGAAAAGCAGCAUAGUCGCCACAGUGGUCCUCGAAAAAUGGAAUUGUGCAAGUUUUACCUUAUGGAUUGCUGCGCCAAGCGGGAAAAAUGUUUGUACAUGCAUUCCGAUUUUCCCUGCAAAUACUAUUACCUGGGACUGAAAUGCAAGGACAAAGAGAAAUGUCUUUUCAGUCACGGUGAACCAUUAUCGGAUGAGUUACGGAUAAUUUUACUGAAACAUUUAGAAACGGCACCACAGGAAAUACUUGGCGAUUUUCCUCGAAUAAGUCGGGAGAGUGCAAGCACCAUGGUCAAUGCAACGCAUCGAAAAUUAGUAGAGAAAUUCGGAAAUUCCGAAAAUGUGAAUACAACUGAUGAUGCAGCUAGUGGUAAAAUUCCCUCGUUACUGGAUAUGAUAGGAACAAGUGAUCGGAAUAGCACUAAAAAUCGCCGUUCUAGAUGGUGCGAGAAAAAUGCUGCCGAUAUUUCAGAGGGAGGCAAAAAAGACACUGGAAGCUCACAUGAGGAUUUCCUGAGCCUAAAACAUCUAUCUGGAGUAAUAUCGGCAGAACAAAUAGAAAAUUUAGAAAAAAUGGGUAUCCAUAAUCUAGACCAGAUAAAUCAACUCACAGUAGCUCAGUUGAAUGAACUUGGAUUGAGUAUUGGUCAAAUACAUGAACUGCAACUGAAUUCUCUUAAUAUGAAAAAGUUAAGAGACAAUAUUGCAAAACAAGGGACCAAGUCGAAUGAUACAGAAUUUCCUGAAUCAUCGACUUCGUCUCUUACUAACAGCAAUAAUGAUCUUGAUAUGCGUAUAACACCAUCACAUACUUCUCUGCAAAAAGAUUCCUCGGAAAUACACACGCUUGGUGGAAAGGACAUUGAUAUGAGAUUCCUCCCAAUUGUCAGUUCAGCAGCACAAGACGCAAAUGCUGCAAAUAACCCCCAUGCAACAGAAGAGAACUUAGAUUUGGUUUCCACUUCCCUGGCCAGUCUUAUCAAAACACCCACCGUGGAUUAUUCACAGUACCUCAAAGAUUCAAAUCUAAACGAUGACGAUGACAUGGAUAAUACUGAGAAUACAGACAAUCUACUGAUUGCACAUGACGACGACGAUGAUGAUGAUGAGGAGAACAAUCUCAAAAUCAGCAUUGAAGAUGAUGAACAGGAGGAAAAAGCCAAAAACAGCAGCGGAAACUGGGACAGUGAUGAUGAACCGCUUCAACCAAAACCAGCAAUUUUUGAUGAAAAAUUGAUUAAUCGCUCCGUAACUCAAAAGAUCGAUUACUCCAAACCCUUUGGAAUGUACAAAUCGACUGAAGAUGAACCGGAAACAUUUGCCGACCCUGUACAACAGACACGGUUUGAAAGCAAUGUGGAGUCAACGAAGAAACUGAACAGGCACGAUAUUCUUAGCCGAAAAUCAAUGUACAGUGCAAGCAUUAAUACACCCGAAAACUCUGGAGGAAAAUCUCCAUCAACUUACAAACAGCAAGUGUCUCCAUCACACAAUACGCAAACGAUGGGAUGGUCACCGAACUCUAGUAAUACAGCAGCUACUAUUACUGCUAAGACUUCUCAUUCCGUAAAACAGUCGCGACCAUCAAUCUAUGACGAUCCGUGUAACAGCGAAAAUAGUGAUGACAGUGACCCCGAAUCAAAGUCUUCAAUGUACACAGAUCGGGACAAGGACAUGAGGUUAGGCUUUCUAAAUUUAGAUGCUAAGAUUGGCGAAGAAGGAAGUCUUCUUAAUGAUGUAGAUUUACGGUUACCAUUUAAACCUAUUAUGACCAACUACAUCCCGGCAACGGAGAUUGACGGAUCGAUCACUUCGCAUCCGCCGAUCGUCUACAAGAUUAACGAGGUAGAUAUACCUAAACCUAACUAUAAAGAUAUACGCCGUAAUACGCCCCGCCCAGAGAGAACCAAAGAUCCCAGACUGCGACGGAUAUUCGGUAUUCCAAACGAUGAUAUCAAUGAGAAAAAUAGCCCCAGAGUUGACUCAUUAAUUCCUGGAAUGCGAUCUCCGCCUUCUGCUUUGCCGCAGAUGUCUCCUGUAGCAGCAAAUGGCCCUGUAGCGCCUCGCUUAGACCCUCGAACGAAACGGAAUCAGGAAAACAAACUUCAAGCAAAUGAACGGAACAGCGCUAGUACAAAGCCUGGAAACCCUGCUCAGUUGGACGUACAAACUAUUCUUCAACGAUCUUCCUGGUACACGGAUCUUAGUUCUAAACACAAAAUUAUGGUCAAUCAACAGCUCGCGAUUCUUACAACAGAGAUGAAGAAAUUCCACAACUCAGAUAAAUCUCCUGAUCUGUUGGCAGAUUUCAUGCAACUUUUAGCUGGUAAUCAAAUGCUGCAGUUUAUUUUAACCAAUCUGAACGUAUAUGUUGAUGACUCUGUGGCGUUUUGUGAUGUACCUCUGGUCCCUCCGCAACCCCCGCCAUUGAUGUCUGUUCCUCCACCGAACCUAGGACUUCCUGCGAUGGGAAUAAUUGCUCCAGUUGGUAUCCCACCUCCUCUAACGAAGCCACCAUCACUUUUCGAUCUUCCCCGGUUUAACUGCCCCCCCGAAGUCCGACCUGGUUUGCUUGGUGUAGCGCCAAAUAUGCCUUUUGAGCAAUUUUUAGCUAUGGGACAAGUCAAUAAAAACAAUAACCCCCCACCUCUGUUAGAAGAAUGGAUCGAUGAUUUCGACGAUGGUUUAGGUGGUGGAUUCACUCCUAACUAUGAACGAAAUAUGGGCAAUUUUAAUAACAUGCGCAACAACUCCAUGAGGAACAACAAUAGAAUGGGUAACUUUAGAAAUAAUGAAAGAUGGAAUAAUUCAGGAGGAGGUGGUGGAAACAAUCAGAAUCGCCGGAACAAUAAUAAUUCACGACGGAACAUGGAUAAAAAAAAGUAAACAAACAUCGAUCGGUAAUAGCAGAAUUUUUGAAAGAUACAUUUUUCGAAAGAUACAUUAGGUGGUAAAUGUCAAUAAGUUGCCUAGAUCACACUGUUCUAGGUAUCACCUAUAAAUCUUUCAAAUAUGAGGUAUCUGAAUACUUCUGUUUCCGACUCUAUGUAUCAUGCUUUUUUUUCAAAAUAUGUAAAUAUUUCAUAGGCGUUAUGGUUGUACGGUAUGAAUGGGAUGUUUUUAUAGCCGGGAAUGAAAUUUACUCAUUGCUGUUACAUAGGGAGCGUGUAUCUAUAUAGGCGAUAUUGGAUUUGUGUCAGGAUGCGCAAAUUAAUUUGAGUUUUAUCAGCUUUAACUUGCUUCGGUUACAACUAAGACCAGACCGUAUUAAUAUGCCCAGGGUCACUGAAUGCCACAGUUAGUUGUUUGAGGCAACACCAAAACAAUAGUAAUUAGUACUACCUUUAUAGCCAACUUAGUUUUUUAAGAAUUAUUGUAAUAUGUACAGAUAAACCAGAGAGAUUAUCCCAAGAAGCGAAUGUUCAAAUAUUUGCAUAAAUAUGCACCGACUA
Messenger RNA from Malaya genurostris, 4421 nucleotides. RefSeq names its product protein suppressor of sable-like. NCBI's taxonomy places the organism in Eukaryota, Metazoa, Arthropoda, Insecta, Diptera, Culicidae. Gene Ontology annotation, cellular component: nucleus. Gene Ontology annotation, biological process: negative regulation of DNA-templated transcription. Bases 268 to 3855 code for a protein of 1195 amino acids. The record is from RefSeq and is a predicted model, not a curated record. Gene Ontology annotation, molecular function: RNA binding; metal ion binding. The transcript is spliced from 6 exons.